GUCCACAGACAGUGAGUUCACCACUUCUGCCAUAUCUUUGUGAACGGACAAAUCCUGCCCCAAACAACAAAACAAUCAUGGUCCAAGCAAAGACAUGGAUCCUGACCAAACACUUUGAAGGCUCCCCAAAGGAAAGCGACUUUGAGCUGAAGGUGGAGGAGCUCCCGGAGCCUAAAGAUGGAGAGGUGCUUUUGGAAGCAGUGUUUCUCAGCAUUGACCCAUACAUGAGACCAUUCAGCGCAUUUCGCAUGAAAGAAGGUGAUGUGAUGAUUGGAACUCAAGUGGCCAAAGUGAUCCAAAGUAAGAACCCAGCAUUUGCUGUGGGAAGCCAUGUGGUUGGUCGUUGUGGCUGGAGAACCCACACAGUCUGUGAUGGCACAGACCUCAUUCCCGUCAUGCCUGAGUGGCCUCAAGACAUCUCACUGUCCCUUGCUCUGGGUACCAUCGGCAUGCCAGGACUGACAGCUGUGUAUGGGAUAGAGGAAGUCCUGGGACUCAAGGCAGGAGAGACUCUGCUGGUAAAUGCAGCAGCAGGAGCAGUGGGCUCUGUGGUGGGUCAGAUCGCCAAGAUCAAGGGCUGUAAGGUGGUGGGUUCAGCUGGGUCUGAUGCAAAGGUGGCUUUCCUCAAAGAGCUGGGCUUUGAUGAGGCCUUCAACUACAAAACUAUUGGUUCCCUGGAGGAGACGCUGAAGAAAGCUUCUCCAGAGGGAUACGACUGCUUCUUUGAAAAUGUGGGAGGCCCUUUCUCGACUGUUGCCUUACAGCAGAUGAAGGACUUUGGAAGAAUUGCUGUUUGUGGAAGUAUUUCAACAUACAAUGACACCACACCCCAAACUGGCCCGUACCCCCAGUUCACCAUGAUAGUCAAGCAACUGAAGAUGGAGGGGUUCAUGCAGAGCAGGUGGGAGCAUAAGCACCCUGAGACCCUCAAGAGGCUGAUUGGAUGGGUGAAAGAGGGCAAACUGCAGUGUCGGGAGCACACCACAAAAGGCUUUGAAAACAUGCCAGCUGGUUUCAUGGGGUUGCUGAAGGGAGAAAACAUCGGCAAGGCUAUCAUCGCGGUGUGAUGUGGAACACAGGAUGAAUUGAAAACGAUCAGUAUUAUUAUUAACUAACGCAUUAAUCACAGACUUUAUACUGUACAUGAAGGACAAAGCAACAGAUACCUACUACUAACCAGCAUGAUGACUAUCUAGUUUAUACGUUAUUUCUUUUAAUGACAGUGAAUACUAAUCGUAGCGGCAAAUAGCAUUAAAGAUACUAGGCUCCAGUCGAGCUAUUAAAUCAUCAUUUUUUAGCAUUAAUUCAGAAAAAUCAUUCAUUCUCAAAAUUUAGAUGAUUUGUAUAGCUUGUGUGAAAUUGAAUAAUUCUGCUGGUGGACUAAAAAUAAAGACAAAAACACCCUCAUAUUUGAUUACACAAGUGUGUUUUGCCAGUGAGUACACAGAUAGGUGUGGCUCUGCUGCUGAUACUUUCAUACAUCAUUAACUGUAACUGUAAUAAAAGUAUUCAUAUGCUCUGUAUUGCGUGGGAGUUUUUCUACUAGUAAUAAAGUUUUUUUUGUCU
Scomber japonicus (chub mackerel) is the source of this 1566-nucleotide messenger RNA. RefSeq names its product prostaglandin reductase 1-like. Gene Ontology annotation, cellular component: cytoplasm. Gene Ontology annotation, biological process: prostaglandin metabolic process. Bases 78 to 1067 code for a protein of 329 amino acids. The transcript is spliced from 9 exons. The record is from RefSeq and is a predicted model, not a curated record. Lineage: Eukaryota; Metazoa; Chordata; Actinopteri; Scombriformes; Scombridae. Gene Ontology annotation, molecular function: 15-oxoprostaglandin 13-reductase [NAD(P)+] activity; 2-alkenal reductase [NAD(P)H] activity.